Messenger RNA from Melanaphis sacchari, 812 nucleotides. RefSeq lists its product as uncharacterized. The transcript is spliced from 4 exons. NCBI's taxonomy places the organism in Eukaryota, Metazoa, Arthropoda, Insecta, Hemiptera, Aphididae. Bases 134 to 757 code for a protein of 207 amino acids. The record is from RefSeq and is a predicted model, not a curated record.
UAAUAAAUAUUGCUUCAAAGUAUUGUUUUAAUUAAUUGAUUAGAUUGUUUCAUUGGUAUUAACUAUAAUAUAGUUGAUUGCAUUGAAUACUGUAGUAUUGGUCGACUGUAAAAAAUAUUUAAAUAAUCAAACAAUGUCUGACACACGAAAACGCCGUUCUAGUUUUUUCCCAAAACCAGUUGAAGAUAAUCCUGAAAAACAAUUGGAACUGUUUAAGGAUAUAUAUUGGGUAAAUGAAGAAAAAGAAAAUAUAUUUUUUAAUUCAAGUUUAUUUGGUGGUCAAGGAAAACAAGCAUUACAAGAAUAUACUGAAAAAUUGAUAAGCCGCAAACAAGAAUAUCCAAAAUUGGUAUCUAGUAAACAAGAAGAACAAAUUCAUUUGAAAGAGAAAUUACGUAAAAGCAAAGUUGAAAUAAAUUGGGAAACUGCUUGUGAUGGAUUAACUGACUUUGAACGAGAUUUUACUUCUAAUAGACCUAAUUAUAAGUGCUUAGUUGAAAAAGUCCAUUUACUCACACUACAUACAGCCUUGGUCAAAAGAUCCAAUUAUGAACUACACGCAAUUUUAAAUGCAUAUAAUAGACGGGCUAAUGAAGAAAUAGAUAAAUUACAAGAAUUAUUUAUUGAUAAAAUUGUAGAAGAUAGUGGUGUUAGUACUUCAUACUACAGUAGUGACACAAAUUCAUCUACCAUGGAUUGUGACACAAAUUCAUCAACCAUGGAUUCAUCAGAAGAUGAAUGUUUAAAUUUAAAUUAAAUUUUAAAGUAUAAUUAUUAAUACAAAUUACAUAAAAAAAAAAAAUUAUUUUGUA